Messenger RNA from Camellia sinensis, 1068 nucleotides. Lineage: Eukaryota; Viridiplantae; Streptophyta; Magnoliopsida; Ericales; Theaceae. The record is from RefSeq and is a predicted model, not a curated record.
CCUUAAAACACAAACCCUCAAGAGAUAGCAAUUAAAAAAUAGUAGUAUCUUUGUUCUUCUCUUCACAACCAUCAAGAAAAAAAAUAUCAAAACAGAGCUAGAGAUCUAUGGCUCAGACCAUGUUGCUCACUUCUAGUUCAAGUGUCUAUAGUCAUGCAUUGGAUUUGAAGAGACAACCAUUACUUGAAAGUCUAAGGCCCAAACCAUUCUCUCACAUCUUACUACCUCCACUUCCAUCUUCUUCUUCAUUUCAUCAGACUACCACCAUUGCUCUCUUCAAAUCCAAAACCAAAGCUGCCCCUGUCAAGAAGCAGGUUGCCGAGCCUAAGCCGAAGGUUGAAAGUGGUAUUUUUGGCACGUCGGGUGGGAUUGGGUUUACAAAGCAAAAUGAGCUUUUUGUGGGUCGUGUUGCCAUGAUCGGCUUCGCUGCAUCUUUGUUGGGAGAAGCAAUAACAGGGAAAGGAAUCCUAGCACAACUGAAUCUGGAGACUGGAAUUCCCAUCUAUGAAGCUGAGCCUCUUCUCCUCUUCUUCAUCCUUUUCACCCUCCUCGGAGCCAUCGGAGCUUUGGGCGAUAGGGGUCGCUUUGUUGAUGACCCCCCUACCGGGCUUGACAAGGCUGUCAUCCCUCCAGGCAAAAGUCUCAGAUCAGCAUUGGGUCUUAAAGAAGGAGGUCCACUAUUUGGAUUCACAAAGUCGAAUGAGCUGUUCGUGGGACGAUUGGCUCAGUUGGGAAUUGCAUUCUCUAUAAUUGGAGAGAUAAUCACGGGGAAAGGAGCUCUGGCACAGCUAAACAUCGAGACAGGAGUUCCAAUCGGCGAUAUUGAGCCCCUUGUGUUGUUCAAUGUCCUCUUCUUCUUUGUUGCCGCAUUGAAUCCUGGAACUGGCAAGUUUCAAACAGAUGAAGAAGAGUAGAUGAUGCUUGGUUUAUGUUUGAUUUUUACAAGAAUCUGUCAUGUAGUUUCUAUUUGUGCGUUAUAGUAAUUUCAAAAUUUCACAACUAGUGAUUCUUGUUUCCCAAAACACUUCUCUCUUUCUCUCUCUCUCUCUCUAUGGAUGUGAAUGGUGU